Messenger RNA from Manis javanica (Malayan pangolin), 2003 nucleotides. Lineage: Eukaryota; Metazoa; Chordata; Mammalia; Pholidota; Manidae. The record is from RefSeq and is a predicted model, not a curated record.
AUGCGCGCGGAGAGCUUCUCUCCGCCGCGCGUCCGCGGCCCCUCAACUCCCCGGACAUGGCGCUGAGUCGGCAGCACGGACUCCGGCCUUGCGUCCGGCUGCCCGCCUUUUUCCUACUGCUGCUCUGCGGGGGCUGCUUAAUAGGGGCUGUGAAUCUCAAAUCCAGCAACCGAAACCCAGUGGUACAGGAAUUUGAAAGUGUGGAACUGUCUUGUAUCAUUACGGAUUCACAGACGAAUGACCCCAGGAUUGAAUGGAAGAAAAUUCAAGAUGACCAGACCACAUAUGUGUUUUUUGACAACAAAAUUCAGGGAGAUUUGGCAGGUCGUGCAGAACUGUUGGGGAAAACCUCUCUAAAGAUCUGGAAUGUGACCCGGACAGACUCAGCUCUUUAUCGCUGUGAGGUGGUUGCUCGAAAUGACCGCAAAGAAAUUGAUGAGAUUGUUAUUGAGUUAACUGUGCAAGUGAAGCCAGUGCCACCUGUGUGCAGGGUGCCAAAGGCUGUGCCUGUGGGCAAGACAGCAACGCUGUACUGCCAGGAGAGUGAGGGCCACCCCCGGCCCCACUAUACCUGGUACCGCAACGACGUGCCACUGCCUACAGACUCCAGAGCCAACCCCAGAUUUCGAAAUUCAUCUUUCCUUUUAAACUCUGAAACAGGCACUCUGGUUUUCAGCGCCGUCCACAAGGAGGACUCUGGGCAGUAUUACUGCAUUGCUUCCAACGAUGCAGGCUCAGCCAGGUGUGAGGAGCAGGAGAUGGAAGUCUAUGACCUCAAUAUCGGCGGGAUUAUUGGGGGGGUCCUGGUUGUCCUUGCUGUCCUGGCCCUGAUAACAGUGGGCAUCUGCUGUGCAUACAGGCGUGGUUACUUCAUCAACAAUAAACAAGAUGGGGAAAGUUACAAGAAUCCAGGGAAGCCAGAUGGAGUCAACUACAUCAGGACAGAUGAGGAGGGUGACUUUAGGCACAAGUCCUCCUUCGUGAUCUGACGUGUGACGACGUGGCCCAGGGAGUGCACGCGAAUACCUCCACUAGCAGUGCCCGCGACGAGCAGCCCAGGCAGUGCCUCCGGAGAGCUGGCCGUGAAGAAAACACUGCACCACCACAGGGCUGGCUCAGUUGUGUGGUGGCAGCCAGGCCAGUGUUUGAAGAACAUCAGGUAGUGCAACCGGGACACAAAGCCUGGCAGCAAGGAAAGUAAAGCAGCCAAAUCAAAGGCAGUUUUCUAAUUUGAUUUUAGUUUUUAUCUACCCAAGACACUGCUGCUCACUUUGUGGGGCACAUGAGAAACAUCACUGAAAGCCUUUGUUCUUCAAGAGCAGAUGUUCUUAGCCUCAGACACAUUGCUCUGUUGAACUCCUGAUGUGAACUGGUUUGAAGCAAGGAGCUUCUCAAGAGGGGCACCUCUGCUCCACUGUGUGCUUAAACGUGGUUUCAUGUAGAAGAACAUAGUCAUCUUGGGAACUGAACUUUCAGUGUCUUAAUGUUUUUAUGGGUUUUUUGAAUACUUGAGACUUGUGUUGACUUUUCUAAGUUCUGUGAAAAUACUUUGCCUUGGGGUGUCUGGCAGAGGCAGCGAGCUGCCCUUUGUACUGCCUGAUGGUACCGCUCUUCUUUUGCAUUUGUGUCUUAAAUGCUUAGACUGAAGACUGUCCCUGCAUCUGCUCCUCUUGGUAGAAGAGAUGGCCUCCCCUCCUCUCACCGCAUAUGGUUGUCAUAGCAAUAGGAUGGCCUUCCUGUCCCCCCUGCAUAGACCCUCAUGCCUACUACCUAGUGCUGUGUGACCUGGGCCUGGCAGAGCAGCGGGAAGUUCAUGGGCUCUGGGAAGGAGCUGCCCAAUGGCAGUGAUCACGCAGUUGGAGGCUGCGCACCCGUGUUUGAGCUGCACGUAUGGCUAAGCCUGAGGCCGUGUAGGGCCCCCUGGCCCUGAUUUACAGACUUGUACUAACACACGUGAGUUGGUAUUUGUUAAACCUCAUUUAUAAAAGCUUUCUAAAAAAUUG